Messenger RNA from Ornithodoros turicata, 2043 nucleotides. Its product is annotated as SH3 domain-binding glutamic acid-rich protein homolog. The record is from RefSeq and is a predicted model, not a curated record. The coding region runs from base 138 to 506 and encodes 122 amino acids. Lineage: Eukaryota; Metazoa; Arthropoda; Arachnida; Ixodida; Argasidae. Gene Ontology annotation, cellular component: cytoplasm. The transcript has 6 exons.
CAGGCGUCACCUCUGUUGCUGCGGCCGCCGAAGAAAAUAUUUCUGCGUGUGAGGGUGUGAGGUCGAGCUUUUCGUGUGCUCUAAUCCAAAACCGCAACUGCGAGGAAGGACUCUGGAUUCCACGGAAGCAUUCCAAAAUGGUCAUCAAAAUAUUCGUCUCGGGUAUCUCUGCGAGCAAGGAGGUGAAGAAGAAGCAGCAGAGGGCACUGAUGAUCCUGCAGUCAAUUAAGGUACCCUUCGAGUCUGUGGACAUCACAGAACCUGGCCAUGAAGAAGAAAGGGACUUCAUGAAAGAGCAUUGCAAGAAAGUGGAUGACGUCUGCACUCCACCCCCACAUUUCUUCAAUGACAAAGAAUAUUGUGGCGACUUCGAUGACUUUGACCAGGCCACUGAAGAGGACAGACUGAUUGCAUUCCUUAAGUUGGAUCCUGCAGAGUAUGACCUCAACGGAUCAAGUGUCGUACCGGAGGGCCUGACGCCUAGAGAUGCCGGCGACAAAGCAUGAUGCAUCUGUCCCAAGCCCGCACAGUGCAGUUCUUGCAAGCUCACAUUAUUGUCUUGACUGUGUCAUCCUAACAACCUGUUCAGCCUGUGUCAUGAUGAGUAUGGCAGUGAAUUAAUGUGUUCAAAUAUGAGUCGUGGGACCUAAUGUUCUUUGUAUUGUCUAGAAACCACGCAUGUCUCUCUUCUGCCCUGCAUUAUGCCUAUAACUAUGACAUAGUAUACUGGGUGCAUCAUUGCAAUGACAAGUGUCUUUGUUUGCAGCACAGAGCUUAUUACAGUGUGCUGUUGUCAAAUUUUAAUAACGAGUAAGCUGUCUGAAAAACACCUGAUUCUACCUGUCUACCGGCAUAUUUCCCAUUGGUCUUAUUAAUUAUGACAGUGCAUUUUGCUGGAACGGUGAAUGUACUACUUGUGCAUGCGUGACACUUCCUUUCCCAUAUGCGCUGAAUGCUGUCGUUGCAUGGUGCAUGUGCACCAACAGAAUGUGUUCUUUUCCAUGCUACAGUUGCUGCCAGAGGUGCUAGUCCUUGUGAAGAAAUGAACAGAAAAUGUCUUUUCUUUGAUCCUGUCUUUCUUUUUAGUGGUUGUUUUAUAUAAUAUUUAUUGUGUUGUUUGCAUGUGUGUGUCUGCAUACUGUUUUCAGGAAUGACAAUUUCUGUCAGAAGAAAGAAAAAAAAAUCUGAGUAAAAAAGAAACAAGUUGUCAAAAAGUGAAGCACAACAUUUCUCCUCUAUUCUACCAACAAUUGGGACAUUCCUACGGCUGUAUGAAUGUUCAGACUUUUCUAAUGCCGAAGCAAAUAAUUGUAUACCUGAUUCGAAUCCAGAUUCAAACGUGGAAUUCUAAACUGAAAUUUCAAAUAGAAGGAACUUCUCUUUCGAACUGAAGAGCAUUUCGAAUGGUUAAAGAGCUGCACAUGCAAGCCUAAAAAUGCUACAAGAGAGGGGAUAACCCAUAAUGAGAGCUGAUUCCUGCAGAGAUCCUUAUGGGUGUGUAGUAUCACUACAUGCGAAUGCACUGUAUAGAUCGGUUUUACAACUAUUUGCUUCCAUUUUAAUGGCUAUUCGAACAGCCAGUAAUAUACCACCAUAAAAACAGGUUAUAUUAGCUAGACUGCAACUUGUGCAAAUUUUAUUGCCAUACAGUGUCAGAAUGUCUUAGAUACUACUAGAUACAGCACCUGAAAGUGUGUGUUUCUAGAGCACCUUUCACACUGUAGGUGAAGCAACAGUUUGGCUUGUUGGUAUAUAUGUCACGCUAUACAGUAUGCAUACUCUCGGAGAGGAUGUGUAUGUUGUGCUAAGUUUGAAACGCCCUAAAAUGCCUUGUGUGCACGUUCAGCUGCAAGUGAUAUAUAUACGAAGCUGUUGGCAGUAGAACGAAUUAAGCACGCAGAGUUUAAGAGUUGUUGAUUUGACUUGUUGAGAGAGGCACCACACAAUCUUUUUGUCAAUUUAGGUGUUGGCUUCUUACAAAUUAGUAUUAUCACCCAUUUUGGUCUUUGGCAGAUUUUCGUGAAUAAAGACUGUUACACAUGC